AUGCCGACCGAAGCAAAGCAUGUCGUGCCCAAGCUCACCAAGGGCGUUUUGACGACGUGGCCAGCGCAAAGACGCGCGCCGCCCCCGAAGAGCGAGUCGAAGACGUCUGCUGCCGCCCCCGGCAAAGGCAUACCCAGGCAUACCCAACCCGCAAGCAGGCGAAGCUGGGCGCCAAGCAAGGAAGCCCGCCGACGCAUCACGCCACGCCGAUCAAGCAAGUUGCAAUUCCCCCCGGCCGCGGGACGCCGGGGCCCUUCUCUUCCCCCCCACGCGGAGAAUGCUCGCAGCCCCGACGAUGCAAGCAGAAACGCGUCGGCGAGGUGGUGCGGCCGCCGGGUUCCGUGA
This is a messenger RNA of Ustilaginoidea virens, 345 nucleotides long. RefSeq lists its product as uncharacterized. The transcript is spliced from 2 exons. The coding region runs from base 1 to 345 and encodes 114 amino acids. The record is from RefSeq and is a predicted model, not a curated record. Lineage: Eukaryota; Fungi; Ascomycota; Sordariomycetes; Hypocreales; Clavicipitaceae.